This is a messenger RNA of Salarias fasciatus (jewelled blenny), 1260 nucleotides long. RefSeq names its product G protein-coupled receptor 17 (gene gpr17). Gene Ontology annotation, cellular component: membrane. Gene Ontology annotation, biological process: G protein-coupled receptor signaling pathway. The record is from RefSeq and is a predicted model, not a curated record. Bases 4 to 1014 code for a protein of 336 amino acids. The transcript has a single exon. Gene Ontology annotation, molecular function: oxysterol binding; G protein-coupled receptor activity. Lineage: Eukaryota; Metazoa; Chordata; Actinopteri; Blenniiformes; Blenniidae.
AGAAUGGAACCUACAACUGCAGCGCUGCCGUCCAACCAGUCACAGGAGAGCUGUGUGCUGCCAGACGCCACCGUGGAGAACCAGCUCUUUGGAUGGUACUACAUGGUGGUGUUUGUCCUGGCGCUGAGCGGCAACAGUUUGGCUCUCUGGAUCUUCUCUCACCAGCGCGGGGUAUCCUCCCCCGCCAACGUCUUCCUGAUACAUCUGGCCGUAGCCGACUUGUCCUAUGUGGUUAUCCUCCCGCUCAGGGGCAUAUACCAUUUCACCGGAGGGCACUGGCCCUUUGGGGAGGUGCCCUGCAGAGUGGUGGGCUUCCUGUUUUACGUCAACAUGUAUGCCAGCCUUUACUUCCUCGCCUGUGUGGCCGGGGAUCGCUACCUUGCUGUGGUGCACGCCGUCAGGUCGCUGAAGGUUCGCCAAGGCCGCUACGCCCACAUCAUCAGCUUCUCUCUGUGGCUCUUGGUGACCAUCUCCAUGGCGCCGCUGCUUGUUACCCAUCAGACUGCACAGGUGGACAACACGACGAUGUGCCUGCAGCUGUACAGGGAGAAGGCCUCGCGCAAUGCGCUGAUCUCGCUGACCGUGGCCUUCACGCCACCUUUCCUCGCGACCCUGUCCUUCUACCUUCUUAUCAUUUACAGCCUGCACCGCGGCUCCAGGCUGGAGCCGGCCCUCAAGCUGCGGGCGCUGCGCACCAUCGGCCUGGUCAUGCUCAUCUACGUGGUUUGUUUCCUGCCUUAUCACAUGAGCAGGGCGACCUUCAUCCUGGGCUACAACCAUCCUGGCGUUUCCUGCCAGACGCGCCAAGGCCUUAGCCUGGCCAACCGCCUCACCUCCUCCCUCACCUGCCUGAACGGGGCCAUGGACCCCCUGGUCUAUCUGUUUGGGGCGGAGAAAUUCCGCGGUACGCUCAGGCGAUUGUUCUGCAAGGAUAAGGGUGGGAUGUCAGCGGCCACCAGUGGCGAGUUAAAGGGAACACAUGAGAGCUCCAUCAGCGCCAAGUCUGAGUUCUGAAGAGAAGGAAUAUCAAAAGGUAAAGGAAAAAAAAGAUGACGUUUCCAACACAAUCGUCUGAAGAAAGUGACAUCAGUUCUGUGAGUAAAGGAAGUGAUCUGGACCACCCUCUGAGAUCUUCUGCGAGCAAGAAUGCCACUUAAAGUGGACGGACACUUUUGGACCAGAUUGUCAAUAAUCAGACAAAAAAAUUGUGCUGGUUGACAAUUCUCACCAAGCAUCACCAUCACUGCUGUCUGUAUCUGA